AUGCACCUCUCAACCCUCCUCCCUCUCACCUUCGCUCUGGCAGUCGCAGGCGGACAAACCUGGCUCCCCUUCCACCCCCCAAGCAAGUCCCACUCCACCACCACUCUCACCGUUCCAGCUGGACCUGUUCGCAGUCCUAUCCAUUACACCUACCCCGACCAUCCCACCAUCAUCCUCCCCUGCGGCGAGAUCCCACGACCAACACCCGUGGACCAGUUCGUGCGUCCUGGUGCCGGCGCCGGUCGGUUCGGCGGUUCCUUCGUCGAGAAGCACAAUGAACUUGAACCUCACAGCUACUCUGAGAUCAUCACUUGGGCUCCGAGUACUACUGGUGUACCAGUCUCUCUUCCAACAUCCAUCGUGAUCGAUACCUCCUCGUACACCCAUGGAAGUGGUACCAACAUCCCAAGCCAGACCCAAUCCGUUCCAGUAAUCCAAUCGAUACCAUCAUCUCACUCCACAUCAGGAACACAUUCAGCUUCAGCAACCCAAUACGCGCCAGCAUCUCAUUCCACGUCAAUCACCCAAGGCCCAUCCCCAUCAACCUCCCACUCACCAUUCACAAACUCCACCACCGUCGUGACCAGUAUUCACUCCCUACCACCCUCCUUCACAACCUCCACCACGAUCGUGCCUCCAAGCCCAACCACCAGCUCGGCAACGCGACCUCCGUCUACGACCGUCGCAUCUGCUAGCCCCACCAGUAGCGGAAGCACCUUGAAGUGGGAUUGGACGCUGCUAGUUUGUGGCUUCAUGGGCGUUUUUGUUUUUGGGAUGCUCUAG
Messenger RNA from Hymenoscyphus albidus, 783 nucleotides. The record is from the annotation of a GenBank genome assembly. NCBI's taxonomy places the organism in Eukaryota, Fungi, Ascomycota, Leotiomycetes, Helotiales, Helotiaceae.